Molecule: messenger RNA, 2514 nt
Organism: Amphibalanus amphitrite
Lineage: Eukaryota; Metazoa; Arthropoda; Thecostraca; Balanomorpha; Balanidae
Product: zinc finger protein 765-like
Exons: 3
Coding region: 441-2102 (553 amino acids)
Biological process (GO): regulation of transcription by RNA polymerase II
Molecular function (GO): RNA polymerase II cis-regulatory region sequence-specific DNA binding; DNA-binding transcription factor activity, RNA polymerase II-specific
Source: RefSeq, a predicted model, not a curated record
UGUCUUUUUUAGUAACUGUUCAAAAUUGUUUUGUUUCUGCUAAUACUGUUCAUGUAACUUUUAUUAGGACAACCAUUGGAAAAUAGCCUGCAUCUGCCCGAUACCCGCAAAUAUUUGAACAGUUUUAUUGAUAAAAAGGGAACUUUUGUUUAUUGGAUCCAUGGAUCCACUUCAACUUGGGAUCCAUAGGGGCUUGAGCAAGGGCUUGAGUUUUGCGGUUUAUAUUGGUUGGCUAUAUGUUGUAUGGCAUGUUCAAAUAAAUAUAUGGAUCAUACAUCAGCGUACAGCAAGUUUGGAAAGGGAAGGUUAAGCAUUGAAGACAUGCAGGAGUAAUGAACAUGUGAAAUGCUCAACAACAUAUUCCAGUAAGUAAACCUGGGAAAGGGCAUUGCCUCCAUUUGCCAUUCACUGUUAAUUGCUAAAGUACACAACUUCUAAGAAUGGAUGUCUCCAACUGUGACCUGUGUGCCACCAAUGCAUUGGCAUCUUUCCACCUGAAGAUAAAGGAGGCCAUCUCUCUUGUUCGGUCCAUGUCCACUGAGGACAAGUUGAAGGCUGUCCAGUACUGGAACGUCAUCUCGGAGAACCUGCAGGAUGUGGUCAACAGCUCUGCCGACGACAUAUCCGCGCUGCAGUCGCAGCUGUGCGAGCGGGAGAACAGGAUGCUGCUGCAGAGCUCCCGCGGUGCCGCGGCGGCCCCGGCCGGCCACCAGCCGCCGGCCCCGCGGGGCUUCAUCAUCCAGCGGACGGAGCUGGACGGCGCCGGACUGGAGGUCGCCCACAAGCAGAGCCGCGUGGCCGUGCUCGGCGCCGGGCCCGACAUCAUCGACUGCUACCUGGGCGGCCAGUCGUCCGACUGUGGCGAACAGCUCGCCGUGCCCGUCAUGGACGAGUAUGCCGGCCUCGGUACUUGCCAGGUGCUGGACAAUUCCGUGCCAGAGCCGGUAGCCGAUACCGGCUUGGCAGACGAGCCCCUGGCAGCGGAAGGAGCUCUCGAGCUGGAUAGCGGUGAGCCCGAUCCAGGGGUCAUGGACCCUCUGCCGGACCCAAGCGCUAGUCGUCCCGAUGAACAUCGUGAUGAAGAAAUGACUGCGGAUUCGUCCGCUGCCGCCACCGGUGGUAUACAAAGGAUCAACUUGGCUGAGGCUGGCAGAAUUGACGAACUUGAUUACCAGAAUUACCUCUCGUUCACAAGGAACAAAGGAGGUACCGCCGUGGUGCACUUCUUCACCAAACAAAAAGCUUCUUCGUUGGACGCCAACUCUCAGGGCGAUGGCUACGAGUAUCGUUGUAGCAUUUGUCAACACUUGUAUCCCAAUUUCAAUGCGUUCCUAUUUCAUUUCGCUAUUUAUAGUGAACAAUUCCUGUGCUGUAAGUGUAAUAGUGAUUUUCAUCUUAAGUCUCUGUACCGGUCGCACAUUGUGGCUCACACACGCCUCAAUUGUAUCGAGUGCGGGCGAACUUUCACGAGAUUCUGUAACCUGAGUCGCCACAUGAAGACUCACACGGGCGAGCGGCCGUACGAGUGUCCCGACUGCGGAAAGCGGUUCGCCGAGCGCAAGGACCUGCGGAUACACAGUCGGCUGCACUCGGGUGAGCGGCCCUACCAGUGCUCCGUGUGCUCGGCCCGGUUCGUCCAGCUGGGCGCCCUCAACACCCACAUGAAGUACCACAGCGGCGAACGGCCUUACCUCUGCGAUCUCUGCGGCAAAACGUUCGUUCAGAUGGCUGGUCUGAAGGACCACAAGCGACGGCACGAGGGCAAAAAGCGCUUCCCCUGUGAAAUAUGCUUUGCAGCGUUCGACGUGCUCAGCGACCUGCGCCGUCACAAGCGCAGCCACAUGAAGGAGAAGCCACACAAGUGCACCGAGUGCGAUAAGUCAUUCCCGCGACAGCAGGCGCUGACCGAGCACCUGAACCGGCACUUCGGCACGCGGCCCUACCAGUGCCAGAGCUGCUCCAAAAACUACGCCGAUCGGUCGGCGUUCAACAAGCACAUGAAGAGCCACGCCCGAGGCGCGCCGAAGAAGGCGCCGCGCCGUGCGCCCGCAGUCGCCGGCACGACGGCAGAGACGGAGGCGGACGUCGACGAUCCAGCCUGAGUUCGAUCGCGAGUCGAAUUCGAGCAGAGUUAACAUUAAACAAACGUACCCUUACUGGAACUCAAUUUGUACCUGAUCAGUGUUUCAUUUAAUAUAUGUAACUGUGGUGUCAAUACGGGCUGAUUGUGUUGUUCAUGAAAACUGCCAACGUGCCCACACAUGUGACGUCCUCUUGAGCCCUCUGUUGCGCUUACCCAUCGCCUUCUGAAAGCUUAAUGACCAGAAAUCUACGAUCUCAGUUGAUAAUGAUGACAUGCCUGUUUUACCAAGGUUUAACUCGGUCAAAUACCUCCGUCUGGGGCCAAAUACCUGAUCUGACCACUCCGACCCGCCUCGCGUCACCACUAGCCGCUGACUGGGGACAGGAGGACAUCCGUGCCGUCAACUGACAAUACAACUAUUUAUUUGCAAA